UUUGGUACAUUAUGGUAAAGUAGUUGUUUCUGUUGUAGAUAACAGGAAUCUUAUGCUAACACCCGAACAGGACAGAUAAUACACACCCUCACCCAUUCAAGGCUAUACCAGGAAUCGUUAACACACACUUAUCACCCGUUCUGACUGCUUUCACACACAUGCACAUUCAAUAGCCUCCCUAUCCAGCUUGGACGGUCCUGUUCCUGCAUAACACUGCACGCAAAUGUUUUGCUGGAGUGGCAGAUAUCACCAUUACAUUUGCAGUUAAAUUGGCUUAGGUUCGUGGCUCAUUGUCUUUUUUAAGUUUUAGCUAUUUUGCCUUGCGGUCUAUGCAAAAUCAUAUCUGUUUUUGAGGUUGUAGAUCAAAGUUUGCAAUUAAAAAUAAGAUGAAUUUAUAGUGGCUCCUUGGUAGAGCAUUGUGUUAACAGUGCAAAAGGUUGUGGGUUCGAUUCCCAGGGAACACAUGUUAGGUAAAAACCAUUAGCCUGAAUGCACUUUAAGUCACUUUGGAUAAAAGCGUCUGUUAAAUGCAUUAAUAUAAAUUGUCUUGACUUUGUUUCUGGUUAAAGGGGUUUUGUAUGUUUUUGACUCAUUUUGAGGGGAUGUGUUUAUGCGGGGGAUGCUCACCUCUCAAGUUUAAGGAGAUGGGGGUACAAGGACAUACUGAUAACAGUGGGAGGUGCAUUCUUGCCAAGGGGGGUUUUUGUUUCUCUGAAGGCCAUAUAAACUCUGAAGAGUUUCUCUGUGCUACUAUCUGAAUUGUUCUCUUCCUGCGAGGUCUCUGAGGUGUCUUCUUGUGAGGUUUAUAGAUGGCUGUGGUUCAUGCUGAAGUGAAUGUCUGGAGUAAGCCAUGGGAUCACAGGUUUCAGUUGUAUGGAGGACAUGUGUGUAAUACACUAAUGGCAGAUUCCUGGGAUGACAGAACACCUCUUCAUGAUGCUGCUUUACAAGGAAGAUUGCUGCCAUUACGAAGACUGCUUUCACAGGGAUAUAGUGUGGGAAUGGCUACAUUAGAUGGAAUCACACCACUGCAUGAAGCAUGUGUUGGAGGCCAUUUCACCUGCGCUAAACUUCUCCUGGAACAUGGUGCUGAUGCCAAUGCUGUCUCCCUUGAUGGAGCCACUCCUCUCUUCAGAGCAUGCUUUAGUGGAAAUCCUGCCCUCGUCAGCCUCAUUCUGAUCUACAGUUCUGUCCACCAUCCAGCUCAUCUGCAGAGCUCACCUCUCCAUGAAGCAGCAAAGAGAGGUCACACAGCAUGUGUUGAACUGCUGCUGUCUCAUGGUGUGAAUGUGGACACGGAGGUUCCCAGCAUAGGAACAGCGCUGUACUGUGCAUGUCAAUCCAAGGCAACAGAAUGUGUACAGAGCCUGCUGAUCUCAGGUGCUGAUGUACAUUGUGGGCGGGGUCUUGACACACCUUUACAUGCUGCAACCAGGGUGGGCGGGGCAAAAGAGGUGGAGCUACUGUUAGAGCAUGGGGCUGAUCGGACCUCAAGGAACUCUGAAGGAAAGAAAGCUCUGGAGUUGACAUCAGAUCAGAGCAUCAAACAUCUCUUGCAGACAACAGGUCCGUGCUCCCUGUCUCAGCUGUCCAGAUGGUGUAUUCGACGUUCCCUGGGACAAAAAGGACUAAACAAAACCAAGAUGCUUUGCUUACCACAUCUCCUGCACAAUUAUCUUCUCUAUCAUUAAAAUACACAUAACCAUUCCCUGUCAAAACAUGGUUCUCACAGUAAUCGUUUAUUUUUUUAUUUUGUUUUACACAUUUUUACCUGUAAAUAAUCUUAUUUUUUAUUUUGUACAAAUGUAUCCUUUUUUGUUUUGUAAUAAAUAUUUGUAUACAUUCAAAGUCUUAA
Messenger RNA from Carassius gibelio (silver crucian carp), 1855 nucleotides. Its product is annotated as ankyrin repeat and SOCS box protein 11. The transcript has 7 exons. The coding region runs from base 810 to 1691 and encodes 293 amino acids. Gene Ontology annotation, biological process: positive regulation of protein catabolic process; protein ubiquitination. Gene Ontology annotation, molecular function: protein binding. The record is from RefSeq and is a predicted model, not a curated record. Lineage: Eukaryota; Metazoa; Chordata; Actinopteri; Cypriniformes; Cyprinidae.